CUUUCCACGCACUUGAAAACAUACGCAUUGCGGUAUUGUUUCUUCGAUUUUCGUCUCCAAAAAUGUGUUCCGCCAACCUCAAACCAAUGUUCAGAGACCUUACAGCCGAGGACCCCGACCCAGAAGUCACGGAAAUCGAGUCAUUUUGCAUAAAUUGUCAUUCAAAUGGUAUGACCAGGGUAUUGCUCACCAGGAUACCGCACUACAAGAAUGUAGUGAUAAUGUCGUUUUCUUGCGAGGAGUGCGGCUAUCAGAACAACGAGAUUCAACCAGGAGGAGAAUAUGAGGAGUUCGGAGUCAGAUGGAAGCUGCGUGUUGAAUCCCAACAGGAUCUGAACAGGCAAGUGGUCAAAAGUGACUACACCAGCGUCAGGAUACCCGAGCUGGACUUUGAGAUAGCAGCACAGAGUCAGAAAGGGGAGGUGACAACUGUCGAAGGAAUUAUAUCUCGAGCUAUAACCGGUCUGAAUCAAGAUCAAGAAUCUAGACGGAGUCAGCAUCCCGAUGCGGCGGCUAAGAUUGACGAGUUUGUGUCUAAGCUUCAAGCAUUGAAGGAUCUGUCUACUCCUUGGACACUACAGCUUGAGGAUAUAAGCGGGAAUUGCUUCAUCGAGAACCCCCAAAUGCCGAAGAAGGAUCCUCGCUGUGAACGGACCGAUUUCAAACGGAGCAAAGCCCAGAAUCACCAGCUGGGCAUCUUCAUGCACGAUGAGGUUCAAGACGACCUGACCCCGACCCCGCUGACACCCUUCUCGGAGAAGCUCCUGACUCCGGCGGACCCGGCCGAGUGCAGCCUGGAGCAGAUGACGGCCGACGAGGUCCUGCAGUUCAGGACCAACUGCCCCGACUGCAACUCGCCCGCGAACACCAAUAUGAAGAUCACCAAAAUACCGCACUUCAAGGAAGUUGUCAUCAUGGCGACGACGUGCGACUACUGCGGACACCGGACCAACGAGGUAAAAUCCGGUGGCGGUAUAGAAGACAUGGGCGUGAGAUUUGAGGUCCGGGUGGCCACUAAAGACGACUUCUCCAGAGAUAUACUCAAGUCGGAGACGUGCAGCAUGAGCAUCCCGUCACUGGAGCUGGAGGUGGGGGGCCGCGCGCUGGGGGGCCGCUUCACGACCGCCGAGGGCCUGCUGCGCGCCACCCGGGACCAGCUCCGACACUGCCCCGCCCUCACCGGGGACAGCGCGCCGCAACCCGCCCUGCAGCGGUUCAUUGAGCGGCUCACCGACGUGCUGGAGCUGAAGGAGCCGGUGACGGUGGUGCUGGACGACCCCGCCGGGAACUCGUACGUGCAGAGCCUGGCCGACGACCCCCUGACGCCCGACGACGGGCUUAAGGUCGAGCGGUACGUGCGCACGUUCGAACAGAACGAGGAGCUGGGGCUCAACGAUAUGAAGACCGAGAAUUACGAGGGGUGCUGACGUGAAGUCGUGAGGUCGCCUCAAGCCGCCCUGUACCUGCAUUACCGCUUCGCAUCAAACACAACGCAAUAUGAAUAUUAACGCCAGAGACGUAAAGUCGUAUAUAAAUGAGUUCAAUCGAACGCGUGGAUCGCGCGAUGAUGAGGAGCCUUCAGAUGUUCGGGAAAUGCUUGAACAAUGUAUAUAUUGUCAUGUAUUGUAUAUAUUGUUUAAAUUAUUAUUAUGUAAAAUGUUAAAGGAAAUUUGUACGUGUUGAUAAUUAAAA
Messenger RNA from Bombyx mandarina (wild silkworm), 1692 nucleotides. RefSeq names its product zinc finger protein Zpr1 (gene Zpr1). Lineage: Eukaryota; Metazoa; Arthropoda; Insecta; Lepidoptera; Bombycidae. The record is from RefSeq and is a predicted model, not a curated record. Gene Ontology annotation, molecular function: zinc ion binding. Gene Ontology annotation, cellular component: nucleus.